GAGAUAGGCAGCUUGGACUGCAGAGUAGGAAUAUCAGGUCGAAGGCCGCCGUCGGUAAAGAGUCGGGGAGGGAAGAGCGGCGGAGGGAGGGUAUAAAUUAGAGAAGGAUCAGAGCGUAAGCACUCGGGUGGCAGUAUCGAGGGAGCACACGUCGCUGGCUCCCAGCGCCCUUGACAGAAGGUUCGACGAGGGCGGAGGAUCCGUUUCGCCUCACUUGCUUCGACUCCUCGGUGUUGUUUUAGAGACCGUUAGAUUAGCCUUCUCUCCCGUAGUCUUGCCAGAGUCGCAGACCAAGCCUUAAAGCCCGAGGCGAACGUAUAGGCCCCAAGGGGCAGAACGAUACUGAUGAGUAAUGAUGAGGACUGCGAUGAAGAACGAACGUGAUGCACUGCCAAGGGGCAGUAAUGAGCAUGGGUAACCACGGCCGCCUUCAGAGGGCGCUGUUCGGUGAGAGAUGUGCUAGUGGUUAUUGGUGGCCACGGAAGAACAGCCUUCUAAUCUUUACCCAGCUUCAUAUACACAGACUCGUUUAUCAAGCCUCCGAGGACCACCGAGAGACCGAUCCCGUUGGUCAUCACCAAAGCUGUGCUCUGUCGUCGCAGCAUAGUCAGUGGGUGCGAAACGCGGGUCCGUGGUGCCUGUCAUGGUUCUCGUGCUUUUGCAUGAUCUUGGAGACCAAAGACAAGGCAGGGGCCCCCAAACAUCGUCCAUUAUCAAGGCCAGUGCUGAUUUCGCUGAAGUGUUUGAGGUACUGUUCGGAAACGGUACGUUCACAGAGAUUCAUCAAGCUGGUCUCCUAGAGAUACACCGCAGGACAUUGGAGACGGCGCUUGUCCACCGAUAUGAGAAUCUUCUCAGAGAAUUGUGAAGUCAUCGAACAGAUGAUAGAGUGAUCUUUAGGCAGGAUGCUCAUCGACAUCGUGGACAGCGCAGAAGAGACGGAGGGACAUGGGCAUGAUUUUCUCACGACUAUCACUUUUGGUCCGAAGCAUCUAAACAAGCCAUUUCGGCCGAAAUGGCGGUUCCGCGCGGGGCGGAAUGGCAUUUUGUAUGUUUUGCUC
Coniophora puteana RWD-64-598 SS2 is the source of this 1061-nucleotide messenger RNA. RefSeq lists its product as uncharacterized. The transcript has a single exon. Bases 384 to 800 code for a protein of 138 amino acids. NCBI's taxonomy places the organism in Eukaryota, Fungi, Basidiomycota, Agaricomycetes, Boletales, Coniophoraceae. The record is from RefSeq and is a predicted model, not a curated record.